Molecule: messenger RNA, 581 nt
Organism: Rhizopus microsporus ATCC 52813
Lineage: Eukaryota; Fungi; Mucoromycota; Mucoromycetes; Mucorales; Rhizopodaceae
Exons: 3
Coding region: 25-498 (157 amino acids)
Source: RefSeq, a predicted model, not a curated record
CUUUCUUCUGCAAACAUUUUCAUCAUGAAGCUCUUUAUUAUCUCUUCCGCUGCUUUCUCUGUCCUUGGUCUUGUUCAAGCCUUGGAUCAACCUCACUGUCGAAAGACUUAUGAAGUUGUUAACGGGGAUAGUUGCCAAUCAAUCGCUAGUAAGCAUAGCAUUACCAAGGAUAAUCUGUCUGAGUGGACCAAGAAGAUCAAUACAAACUUUGACUGUGACAAGAUCAAGCCAGGUGAAGUAAUCUGCUUGGAUUAUGAGAGUUCUAUUGAAAAGAGAUCUCUCAAGAAGGCCCACGCUAAGAAACCUACUCAUCCUAAGAAGCAUACCACUACUAAGAAGCCUGCUCACCCAAAGAAGCACGUUACAUCUAAGAAGGCUGCUCAUGAAAUGAACAAGCGUGAAGUAAAGGAGCCUGCUGACCAUAAAAAAAAGCCUGCUCAUCCCAAGAAGCACACUACUAAGCCUGCUCCUCAUCCCAAGAAGCCCGCUCGUAACUAAUGUCACGGAGUUCAGAUGAAGUAAGGAUAUUUAUAUCCAUACUUUACAAGUCUUUAUUGCUUGAAUCAAUAAACUAAACGAAU